Molecule: messenger RNA, 1071 nt
Organism: Postia placenta MAD-698-R-SB12
Lineage: Eukaryota; Fungi; Basidiomycota; Agaricomycetes; Polyporales; Adustoporiaceae
Exons: 5
Coding region: 1-1071 (356 amino acids)
Cellular component (GO): nucleus; cytoplasm
Molecular function (GO): tRNA-specific adenosine-34 deaminase activity
Source: RefSeq, a predicted model, not a curated record
AUGCUAGACCCAGAUCCAGAUUCACUGGAAGAGGUCGUGGGGCGCUUUAUAGACGGUGACCUGGACGACCUGAUACCGGAGGAAAACCUGCCCUUUACUCAUCUCAAGCUUGUGCAGGACGAAGAGGAGGAAGUGAUGUCCGCAGUUCGUACAGAGCAGGCGUGGGUAGUCGCCCUUCCAGAUCCCAAGCAAGCCGCUGACACGCUCAAGUGGCUCAAAAUAAGCGGCCUCGAGACUGCCGACAUGGACCACCUCAAGCGCAUCCGCAAGCAAUCCUCGCAGAUGACCCUCCUCCUCACAUACACCCGGACACACCCCUCUCCGCCUUCCCUCCCACCAGCGUUGGCCCUUCCCGCGCCCUACACUCUCCUCGUACCGCGCUCGGCCGCCCUCACGCAGACCUCUCUGCAGCUCAAAAACACUCUCUGGCCGACCGUAUACGCCCCCCGGCGCAAGCACGAGGCAGAACCGUGGGCGCGGGCCCGUGUGCAGUGGGCGUGCGCGGCGAUGCGGCGCGUGGUCCAGGAGGCCCGCGCGGCGCGCGCCCGAGGCGAGCUGCCCAUCGCGGCGUACGUGCCCGUGCCGCACGACGACGAGACGCGCGCCGCGACGCAGCUGUCAAAGCCGCUGAUCGCGGGGGACACGCGCGUGUCGGCGGCGCAUCCGCUCCGGCAUGCGGUGCUCAAUGCGAUUCGCGCCGUCGCCGAGUACCGUGCCGCUCUCCCUGAUGCUUCCCCGCCCCCAGCAUCCGCAGACGCCGUCUCAGAGGACAUGCGGGAGGCGUGCGAGGGCGGCGGCGCGACACGCAACGGUACACACUAUCUGUUGACCUCGCUGACGCUCUUUACGACGCACGAGCCGUGCAUCAUGUGCAGCAUGGCGCUGUUGCAUUCGCGGGUGAAGGAGGUGUUCUACCUGAUCCCGAUGGACAAGACCGGCGGAUGCGGCGGGGCUGCGUGUGUCCCCGGACUGAAGGGUGUCAAUCACCGGUACGCGAUCAACAGGUGGCGUGCUGGACGGGACUGGGCGGUGGAAUGUGGUCUCGAGGUCGGCCCCGGGACAGAUGCGUAA